Fusarium pseudograminearum CS3096 is the source of this 945-nucleotide messenger RNA. RefSeq lists its product as uncharacterized. Lineage: Eukaryota; Fungi; Ascomycota; Sordariomycetes; Hypocreales; Nectriaceae. The record is from RefSeq and is a predicted model, not a curated record. The transcript has 2 exons. The coding region runs from base 1 to 945 and encodes 314 amino acids.
AUGUCUGCCAACAGAGAAAACACGCUGCACGAUUUGCGGAUUGAUGUCUCGGCUCUACCGGACAUUACGCAACCCGAGAUGGAUUUCCUCGACUCUUCCUUCUUCCAGACCCGCGAUAGUACCCAAGCAAGGCCCCAACUCCCAACACCAGCAUCUCUAUUUGAGGAAUAUGGAAAUCGUGGGGCCGAUGUCAUUACGAUUGAAGAGCUGAACCUGGCCAUAAAAACAAAUCUUCAAGCUUAUCUAAAUCUCGAGGAAGCGCAAACCUUGUGGGCAAUUCGAAAAGUGUUUCCAAAUGGCGAAGUUCCAGUACCAGAAUUGUUUGGUUGGAGGAAACACGGGGAUCGGGUUUUCAUUUACAUGAGCCUUGUGCCGGGAGAAACACUCCGACAAGCCUGGCAAUCGCUUACUGAGCAUGACAAGGCUUCACUUCAGAACCAACUCAAAGACAUCAUUGGUACACUGAGGACGCUCAAGCAAUCGCCCGAAAUCAUCGGCUCUGUCCGCCGAGGACCACUACAAGACAGUUUCUUUCGGAUAGACGGGGAGAGAGGUCCUUUGUCUAGUAUUAAACAGUUCAACGACUGGCUGUUCGCUAUUGCAACCCGCCAGGAUCCCCAGCCAGGGAAAGAGAUCCAAGGCCUAGACCACCCUGAUAUGUACCGCGACAUACUCCCGGAUCAAGGCAAUGUUUAUUUUAGUCAUGGAGAUCUUACCCUGGGAAAUAUCAUGGUCUCGGGUUCUCCUGGCACUUAUACCAUCACAGGCAUCAUUGAUUGGGAGCAGGCAGGGUGGUAUCCUGACUAUUGGGGGUAUUGUAAGAUUUUGCUGGGAGUUGAGUUGGACCACGAGUGGAGGACUGAGGAAUGGGGAGGAAAGAUCACGGAACCAUUUGAUGACAUCUUCUUUGCAGUCGCGGAGUAUUCUCUGUGGUGUUGCCCUUGA